Molecule: messenger RNA, 1515 nt
Organism: Enhydra lutris kenyoni (northern sea otter)
Lineage: Eukaryota; Metazoa; Chordata; Mammalia; Carnivora; Mustelidae
Gene: MAD2L1BP
Product: MAD2L1 binding protein
Exons: 2
Coding region: 256-1098 (280 amino acids)
Biological process (GO): regulation of exit from mitosis
Cellular component (GO): nucleus
Source: RefSeq, a predicted model, not a curated record
UCGUCCCCACUCGGUCUUCCUUUCCGCGGCGUUCUGGACCCCGCUUGAUUACACUUAGUGUAAACGAAUUUCUCCAGAUCAGGGCCUCCAUUUUCUGAGCGGAGCCCUAGUCACAGCGUCCGAAUUUUUCUCUUCCCACCCCAUCCCGUCGCGACUUAGAUCUUUGGCGACUGGAGUCGGGAAUCUCCCCGCCACCACCCUCAAGGAGUUUUGCGGAGGGAAUGUGUCGGGCUGUCCCCUCCCCAGUACAAGGGAAUGAGAAGACUGACUUUGGCUUUUAAAUUUUUUUGUCUCCCUUGUCCCUCGGCUCACCUACCAGAUUUGGAAUGGUAUGAGAAGUCAGAGGAAACCCACGCCCCCCAGAUAGAACUACUCGAGACUACGUCUACUCAAGAACCUCCCAACCCUUCGGAGCCCUUUUGUCCCAGAGACUGCAUGGUGCCAGUGGUGUUUCCCGGGCCUGUGAGCCAGGAAGGCUGCUGUCGGUUUACUUGUGAACUUCUAAAGCAUAUCAUGUACCAGCGCCAACAACUGCCUCUGCCCUAUGAACAGCUUAAGCACUUCUACCGAAAACCUUCUCCCCAGGCCGAGGAUGCGAUGAAGAAGAAAGCUUGGGCCGCCGCUGAAGUGAGCAGCAGGAAAUGCCAACAAGCCCUGGCAGAACUGGAGAGUGUCCUCAGCCACCUAGAGGGUCUCUUUGCCCGGACAUUAGUACCCCGUGUGCUUAUCCUCCUUGGUGGCAAUGCCUUAAAUCCCAAGGAGUUCUACGAGCUUGACUUGUCCCGCUUGGCCCCCAACAGCAUGGACCAGAGCCUGAGCACUGCGGCUUGUUUGCGGCGUCUCUUCCGAGCCAUUUUCAUGGCUGAUGCCUUCAGUGAGCUACAGGCUCCUCCACUCAUGGGCACCAUUGUCAUGGCACAGGGGCACCGGGACUGUGGAGAAGAUUGGUUUCGACCCAAGCUCAACUACCGAGUGCCCACCCGGGGCCACAAACUGACUGUGACCCUGUCCUGUGGCAGACCCUCUAUCCCAGCCACAGCCUGGGAGGAUUACAUUUGGUUCCAGGCACCAGUGACACUUAAAGGCUUCCAUGAGUGAAUGGGGCUGCUUCUUCAUCGUGAACACAAUGGCUUUAAUUAUCUUUCCCCCUAUGGUGCCAAGUCACCCAUCUCUUGCUUGGAGCUAGAAUUGCUUCCUGGUGAGAGGAAUGUUCUGUCCUUCCAGCUGCCUGCCUCCCCUCCUCAGACUUCCUGGUGGGCUGAUUGUAUGGCUGUGGCUGUCAUAAUUAUCACUGAACAACAUCUCUUUGAAUCAAAGGUUGAUUUUCCCAGAAGGUGCUGGGUCAGGCAUUUCUGUUCUGGUUGGAAGGCAAAUAUGGGGUCAUAGACGGACACUUUUAUGGAAGUGGCCCUUUAAUGCUUUUUGCUGUGGCAAUUCAGAAUUUUUGCUAGGGACAUAAUGAACUUAAAUAUAAAAAUGAAUGGAUUUGCAUUAAAUUAUCCUGUAACUCUCGGC